This is a messenger RNA of Fomitopsis serialis, 1410 nucleotides long. RefSeq lists its product as uncharacterized. The record is from RefSeq and is a predicted model, not a curated record. The transcript has 15 exons. Bases 1 to 1410 code for a protein of 469 amino acids. Lineage: Eukaryota; Fungi; Basidiomycota; Agaricomycetes; Polyporales; Fomitopsidaceae.
AUGUCUUUCUAUCACUUUCUAGGAGCAGUACAGUAUUCACCAUUUUCUGCAUAUGCCAUUGCCUGCCCAAGGGUUUACACAGAAGCCAAUCAAUACUUACAGCAAGCAGUACAAGACACAGCAGGUAACUCAGACUUUCCAUUUUUGGAAGCCACACAAUUCACAGGAAGUUGUUAUCCAGUCCUGCAGAGGCCAUGCAUGGCCAACUUCCCAAAUGGGCAGGAUACUAACCAUAUAUGGCAGUUUUUACAAGCAUCAUAUACACACCAAGAUUUGCCUAUAUCCCCCAGUAUCACUUGCCAAGUACGACUCCGCUUCGGCAGCGGGCGCUUAAUUUGGCGCUUAGCAAGCGAUCAAAACUGGCUUGUUUUGGGCUCGGAAAAGUGCAGGAAAAUCGGAACAUAUUCUUACACGACCAUCGACGAUGACGACAGCAAUGGUGCCUACAACGAAGACGAUCUCAGUGUCCACAGCUCAGACGAGGAUGUUGGCGGUGACCAGCUAAUCGAUGAAGACGACUCGGAGAUGGCUCUCAAAGACGCAUGCAAGGGCAAGAAUAAGGAUGCGCGGGAGGAGAAGGAACUUAGUCUUCAGUUACGUAGUGAGGUUGGUCAGGUGUGGGCGGUGGCUGCGCAGUUGCACAACGAGGUGAAGAAGAAGGCUAAGACUGUGGUUGAACACGCGUAUGGCUUGAACAUACACUCAAAGCAGUGGUGUGUAGCUCUCGCAACAUGGCUCCUCAAGACCCAUCCAAUGCGGGUGAAUGGUGUAAAGCAUGACAUCCCGAACUUCGUGUUUGGGGACAUGGAGCUUUUGUGGAAUAAGGACAGGCUCGACACUAAGAAAUGCCGUGUGAGCCCUGAGCAGCUGUUCCGCCACCCAGUGAUCUCCAAAAUUAUAGUGCAGCAAUGGUUCGUGGGGAACGGUGGUGCCAGUCAAGCAGUCCAUCGCUUCCGUGAGGUGCCCGACAACCUCAUCUGCCUCGUGUGCAACUCGAUCGAGCUUGGGCUCAAGGAAGCCAUUAGCUCAACUCAGAUUAUGUUCACAAACAGGCAGUUUGCUCCAAAGUGGGAUAGUCUCAUGACUAUACUGGAGGCCAUGCAAGAGAACACGCCUGACUACUACCACGACCUCAAGACGUACAUUUGGGGCCGUAUCAGUCAGCGUGUCGACAGCAUCACCAGCAAUCAGUCGGACGACGAGCCAGACGAGAACUUCAUGGACUGGACAACUUUGCAACAGGCCGCGAAGCCGGCAUCACCAUCCAGACCUGCCAGUGGGCCAUCAACAUUGCGUCCAACCACAGCAAAACUGUCCUCGGUGAAACUGUCCUCUUCAAGAGCCGCUGCGAAGUCAGCGCGGACCACUGAGCAAGAGAAGGACAGCGAGGUUGACGAGCUGCAAGCCUGA